GGAUAUGGAAGUGUAAAUGUAAAAGUUCAUGUCGGUCCGGUGUCUGGACCUUUCCAGUAACAACAGAAAUGGGAGUUACAGUCCAACAAAUAACCCCUGGGAAUGGUCAGACAUAUCCAAAGAAAGGACAAGUAGUAGUUGUCCAUUACACAGGGACAUUAGAGAAUGGACAAAAGUUUGAUUCCUCGCGAGACAGGGGGCAGCCAUUCAAAUUUAGGAUUGGUCACCAGGAAGUCAUCCGAGGCUGGGAUGAAGGUGUGAGCUCUAUGAGUAUCGGAGAGCGAGCUAUUCUGACCUGUAGUCCAGACUAUGGAUAUGGAAGCAUAGGAUACCCAGGUGUUAUUCCUCCCAAUUCAAAGCUUGUAUUUGACGUAGAGCUGCUGAAGCUAGAAUGAGGCCACCCCAGACCACCUAUAUAUCUUAUUUAUUAAAACAUUUCCUUGACUUCAAUGGAACAACUUUAUUUACAAUGGAGGAAAGUGGAAGACUUAUCCAACAGAUUUUUUAUGUGUGCAUAUACACGUAUUUUGAGUAUUUUGAUAUGACUUUUGUGUUCAUUAGGAAUAUUUUAUUAUUAUCCAUGGAGUUACAAUUUUGUAUACUAAAUAUGUUUUUAAAGACAUGUAUGAAUAUUUUCUAUUUAUCUCCUGUAUGUAAUUACCGAUGGUGAAUUUUUGUGAUGUUAUGAAACAUGGUUGUUUUAUUGAUUAUUUGUGACACAAGACCAUAGAUCUAAAAGGCGGUCCAGAAGUUCUUAGUGACAUGCAUCUUUGCAGAAUAAGAUUUAUGUGUAUUGUUUAUAUAAAGUAAAAUAUGUCUUGCUGCAACUUGCAAAAAAUCUUUUAGCCCUGUAGUACAUAUGCCUACAAUGCAUUACAAAGUUUUUCUCUCACAGCUAGACUAUUUAUUUUCAAUGUUAAUUCAAUGUUAGGAUUUUUUGUUUCAUUAGUGUGUUUGUGUGUAAGAGCUUACUUGCCUGGUUAGAACACUGUGUUUUUGUGAAGAAGAUGGUCCUCUAUACAAUUUUGAGGCUACAUUAGCAAAAAUUAUGAUAAUUUAGUAGAAGUUAUGUUUUCAAAUCAAAGAAACAUUUUCUGUACAUUUCUAGUAAUUUUACUUACACAUACAUCAUCCAAGAUACCCAUAGUUUAAAACAUAUACAAGGACUAGAGAAUGUGAUGUAUGGUAACAAAGAAAUCACCUGAAUGUAGAAUCUCUGAAAUGUUCUCUAUGAGUUUAUAUUCUAUGACGUAAAAUUCCAGUUAUAUUUUUUAAUGUUUCAGUAUGCUAAACUACAAGUGAGACUUUCCUUUAAAAUCUAUAUCUUUAUCAUUCAACCUUUUCCUUGAUGUAGUGAUAUGAAUAUAGUUCAUUUUCACUGAAUGGGCAUUUUCUAAUUUCUUAUGUUAUUUGGUCACAUCUAUUUGUGUCUGUGCCAUUGAUGUGAUAGGAAUCUUCUUGAGACAGUGUGAAUUACCACACUUGCAUUGCUUGUCUUAGAUUUAUAAUUUGUGCAAUCAAACAAACUCCAGCAACUCUUGACUUUUGUAAAAUAAUCUCAGUGCUAGAAUAAUAGGUUGUGAAUAUGUAAAUACAUGUGUAUUUUUAUUUGCUUGAUUAUGAAACAUUUUUGAAUGAAGUAAAACCUAUGAGCUUUGAAUUCUAUUUCAAGCUAAUUAGUUUAGAUUUUAUUGGUCCAGGAACAAAAUUGCAAGUUUUGUUAAUGAAACUGGAUAGUGCUUUAUCUGUAUAUCAUUUACACAACAGAUGUAUACUUGAUAUUGGUUUCAUUUGAUUCUUUGAAUGCAUCAAAUGUAUAAACAAAACUAAAAUAUGAAAAAGAUGCAUUAUUUGUACUCUCUCCCCUCUCUCUCACUGGUUCAAGAGUCAAUGAUUAAAUUAAAAGUAUUAUGUUUGUGUCCCUGACAUUGACUAAAAACUUUCUAUAUAUCUACUGUAGUUUCCAACAGUUUUUAAACAAUCUUGUCAAUAUUUGUGUUUUAUUGCAUUUUUGUUAAGUUUUACUUCAAUAAAUGCAUGUAAAUAUGACAGGAAUUUUAUUUCACUUGAAGUAUUUACAUGUGUGACUAAAUGUUA
Saccostrea cuccullata (small rock oyster) is the source of this 2097-nucleotide messenger RNA. RefSeq names its product peptidyl-prolyl cis-trans isomerase FKBP1A-like. The coding region runs from base 69 to 395 and encodes 108 amino acids. NCBI's taxonomy places the organism in Eukaryota, Metazoa, Mollusca, Bivalvia, Ostreida, Ostreidae. Gene Ontology annotation, molecular function: peptidyl-prolyl cis-trans isomerase activity. Gene Ontology annotation, cellular component: cytoplasm; sarcoplasmic reticulum membrane. The record is from RefSeq and is a predicted model, not a curated record. Gene Ontology annotation, biological process: protein peptidyl-prolyl isomerization. The transcript has 6 exons.